Astyanax mexicanus (Mexican tetra) is the source of this 1602-nucleotide messenger RNA. It is a transcript of the gene rnls, whose product is annotated as renalase, FAD-dependent amine oxidase. Gene Ontology annotation, cellular component: extracellular region. The record is from RefSeq and is a predicted model, not a curated record. The transcript is spliced from 7 exons. Gene Ontology annotation, molecular function: oxidoreductase activity, acting on NAD(P)H. Bases 148 to 1182 code for a protein of 344 amino acids. NCBI's taxonomy places the organism in Eukaryota, Metazoa, Chordata, Actinopteri, Characiformes, Acestrorhamphidae.
AACUCUGAGAGAGUUUUUUUUGGCCAACAGCGAGAAGUCGUUGCUGUCUCUUUAAAAGGGCAGGCGCCAGUUUUAUAGCCGCUACAGAGCCGCAGCUUCACGUUAAACAUACAUAGACGUUUUAACGUCUUUUAAUAGUUUUAGAAGAUGUCACGGGUGCUUAUAGUCGGGGCUGGACUCACGGGCAGUCUGUGUGCCUGUCUGCUGCGGCGGGAGCUGGCAGACAGGGUACAGAUAGUGGUGUGGGAGAAGUCCCGGGGAGCAGGAGGAAGAAUGUCUACAAGCAGAAGUCCCAGCAAUAUGUCCUGCACAGCUGAUCUCGGGGCUCAGUACAUCACUUCUACACCAUAUUACUCCAAAAUUCACAAAAGCUUCUAUGAAGAACUACUACAGCAUGAUAUUUUAAAACCACUGGAGGCCACAAUGGAGGGCAUGAUGUUAAAAGAUGAAGCCAGCAUCAACUAUGUGACUCCUUCUGGAAUGUCCUCCAUCGUCAAACACUACCUCAGAGAGUCAGCAGGAGCAGAGGUGUUCUUCGGCCAUCACGUCACCCACGUGUCGCGCAGAGGGUCUGGCUGGGAGGUGUGCCGGAAAGAGGGUGUGCCUGAGCAGUUUGAUGUGGUGGUUUUGACCAUGCCCGUCCCACAGAUACUACAAUUACAAGGAGACAUCGGCUCCUUGCUGAAGGACAGUGAGAGGCAGAAGCUGGAGGCUGUCAGUUACUCCUCUCGCUUCGCUCUGGGACUCUUCUACAAAGCCGGCGUGCAGAUCAGCGUCCCCUGGGCGGCCAAGUACGUCUCCAAUAAUCCCUGCAUUCGCUACAUCGCUAUAGACGAUAAAAAGCGCAAUUUAGUGUCAGAUAAAUUUGGCCCUUCUGUAGUGGUGCACACCUCUGUGCCCUUUGGUCUGCAGCACGUGGAGAAGACACUGGAGGAGAUGCAGCCUGUAAUCCUGCAGGAGCUCCAGAAACUGAUGCCUGAACUCCCCGAGCCGGAAAACAUCAAGUGCCAGAAAUGGAGGUACUCUCAGGUGACGGGAUCGGUGGCUGACUGCCCGGGGCAAAUCACGCUGCUCUCCGAGCCUCUGCUGGUGUGUGGGGGCGACGCCUUCACACACUCCAAUUUCGACGGCUGCGUCGAGUCUGCCCUGAAGGUCUUCCAGGUUCUGAAGUCGUCCCUCUGAAGCUGGUAUUUUCAACAAAAAAAAUAUCGCCUUGAGGAACCAGCAGUACAGACGAAGCCCCGCCCACUUCCUGAAGCACGUACGUAACCAUUGUACGAAGCAGAGCCGCACUUAUUUUCUCAUUCACAGGGGCCGAGCAGACUCGUUUUUGUUUCAAAACCAAUUACACUGUCUGCUCCAGAUUCGGGGGAUUAAGAAGAAGACUGAAUGAAGUGUGAAGUAUGAGUAGCGGGGGGAAAAAAGGCUGAUCCCUUAAAUUGGUGUUAUAUAGGGCAGCGCUGAGCUCUACGAAUAGGCCUUAAGCCACGUCUCCUGUUAACAAGCUGUAAACGGUAACUGUACUGUAUGUGUGUACUAUAAUUGUGCUCAUGUGUUUUUGUUUUAAUAAUAAAAAUAAAUAAAGAUAAAGAUAAAAAAAAA